Molecule: messenger RNA, 396 nt
Organism: Budorcas taxicolor (takin)
Lineage: Eukaryota; Metazoa; Chordata; Mammalia; Artiodactyla; Bovidae
Gene: INSL3
Product: insulin like 3
Exons: 2
Coding region: 1-396 (131 amino acids)
Biological process (GO): adenylate cyclase-inhibiting G protein-coupled receptor signaling pathway
Cellular component (GO): extracellular region
Molecular function (GO): hormone activity; G protein-coupled receptor binding
Source: RefSeq, a predicted model, not a curated record
AUGGACCGUCGACCGCUCACCUGGGCUCUGGUGCUGCUGGGCCCGGCCCUUGCGAUCGCCCUCGGUCCUGCAGCCGCGCAGGAGGUGCCGGAGAAACUGUGUGGCCACCACUUCGUGCGCGCGCUCGUGCGGCUGUGCGGCGGCCCGCGCUGGUCUUCCGAGGACGGGCGACCUGUGGCUGGCGGCGACCGUGAGCUCCUACGGUGGCUGGAAGGACAACAUCUCCUCCGUGGGCUGAUGGCCAGUGGGGACCCCGUGCUGGUACUGGCCCCACAGCCCCUGCCCCAGGCUUCUCGCCAUCACCACCACCGCCGUGCAACUGCCAUCAACCCUGCCCGCCACUGCUGCCUCAGCGGCUGCACCCGGCAAGACCUGCUGACCCUCUGUCCCCACUGA